CAAGACAUGACAGUCUAGCACGAUGCUGUCAACCAGAAAGUUGAGAAUUGUUCCUGUCCUGAGGUGUAUCUAUGUGUUGAAUGCUAGCAACGUACUUAACAGCACAUGUUGUCAAUAAACGACUGCACCGCGUAAAGCAUGUUACGUUGUUCGGCCUGACUACCAUGACAUCCAGAACACAGAAAUAUUCGAAUACGCUUGUUCGACACGUUUCCGCAAUUGACUGGACCACGACAGAAUACGGACAAGAGACACCGUAAGGAAGAUGUGUUGGUACUGUAACAUACGUGUUCCAAGUAGGCGGCGCUAGACACGCGAAGGACUAUAUAAAAUAGAACUUGAAACCUCUUGAAACUUGACCACCACCGCCAAGUACUCAUUCGACGCGUUCCUUCCUCUAGUAAUGUCCUCCUCUGCCUUUGCCGAUCGCCCUCAAAAGAAACUCGUGCUCUUCGAUGUUGACGGCACACUCACACCUGCUCGGCAGUCAGCAACUCCAGAGAUUAUCGAGUUACUGCGGGCGUUGCGCAAGAAAGUAGUCAUCGGAGUUGUCGGUGGUUCAGAUUUUGUCAAGAUCUCAGAACAAUUGUUUGUAGCAGGCAGCUCAGCCGUCGAGGAGUUUGACUACACAUUCGCCGAGAACGGUCUGACUGCGUACAAGUUGGGCAAAACACUUCCAUCGCAGUCGUUCAUCAAGUUCCUCGGAGAAGACAAAUAUAAAGUGCUUGUCAACUUCAUCUUGCACUAUCUUGCCGAUCUGGACAUUCCGAUCAAACGUUGGUUCUGCAGAGGAACUUUCAUUGAAUUCAGGAAUGGAAUGGUCAACGUUAGCCCAAUAGGCCGUAAUGCGACUACAGCUGAGCGUCACGAGUUUGAAGCCUAUGACAAGAAAGCUGGUGUGCGUGCAGCAUUUGUGAAGGUCCUCCAAGAGAAGUUCGCGGACUAUGGUCUUACGUUUUCUAUUGGCGGACAAAUAUCAUUCGACAUUUUCCCUACCGGAUGGGACAAGACAUACUGUCUGCAACACGUCGAGGACGAGCAGUUCGAGGAAAUUCACUUCUUUGGUGACAAGACCCACAAGGGAGGAAAUGACUAUGAGAUCUACUCUGAUUCUCGUACAAUCGGACAUUCUGUCUCAAGUCCGGCAGAUACCAUGCAACUUCUCAAAGAGCUGUUCUUCGAGGUCUAAGCAACGCUUUCCGUUUCAUAUUGGGUCAUUGGACUUUUAGAAUCACUGAAUGGAUUAGAAACCAACAACUGUAACUCUGCACUAGAACCAAAGGGAUUUCUCAACCGGAAUUCAAACAUACCCAUUGCCAGCCCUCCCCAUCGCACUGCUUGUUGUGCCGUCGAACCACAGUAUGAAAGAAAAAGAGGAGGCCUCCGUUAAUUCUGUGCAUUUGUGUCGCUAAAAGGAAUCGCAGUCUCGAUUGAUAUAUAUUACUGGCAAUAGUAUCUGAAGAUUCACUCUGGUUAUAACAAUACUAUUUCAUUGACUCUCAUCACACAGUCCCAUUUCUCGUGUAUGAAUGCCCUGAUGCUUGAUUUUCCAAUGCUAGCAACCUACUCGAAAUACAACGGGUAGACUAAAA
Somion occarium is the source of this 1592-nucleotide messenger RNA. Lineage: Eukaryota; Fungi; Basidiomycota; Agaricomycetes; Polyporales; Cerrenaceae. The record is from the annotation of a GenBank genome assembly.